UGUGUGUGUGUGUGUGUGUGUGUGUGUGUGUGUGUGUGUGUGUGUGUGUGUGUGUGUGUGUGUGUGUGUGUGUGUGUGUGUGUGUGUGUGUGUGUGUGUGUGUGUGUGUGUGUGUGUGUGUGUGUGUGUGUGUGUGUGUGUGUGUGUGUGUGUGUGUGUGUGUGUGUGUGUGUGUGUGUGUGUGUGUGUGUGUGUGUGUGUGUGUGUGUGUGUGUGUGUGUGUGUGUGUGUGUGUGUGUGUGUGUGUGUGUGUGUGUGUGUGUGUGUGUGUGUGUGUGUUUCUGCGUCCACCUGAUCUAGACUCAGCUGCGUGCAUUCCUAGCUCCAAGCUCCCCAAAACCAGCGUCUUUUCGCAGCCUACCUCCUGGAGCGAGGCACAUACUAUGUACACAAGGACUCUAGGCUCCUUGCCGUACACACCAAACACUUUGAUGGCUCCCCCGCCAGUGCAUCGUGUUUCGAUCAAGCGGCCGCGCAGCCCCGACAAGGGCGAGACGCUGCGGCUGGUGCUGGAGCCGCCGUCGGUGCCCGCCAGGAAGAGGCGGCUCGGCAGCCACCCGUGUCUUCACGUGGAUGACCACAACCGUGUGCUGGGUUCGGUGAACGGCCACGCGUGCCUCGUCCAGCUGGACUCCAGGGCCCAGAUCACCUUCCUCUUCCACACCAUGGCCAAGAGGCUGGGGCUGAUCACCGGCACGGAGCCCACCGAAAAGCAGGACAUCGACCUCUGGAUCGGCUCGCGGGUGCUGGACGUCAUAGAGCUGAAGGCCGUCCCCAUCAGUCUGGGGGGCGGCGUGGAGAUGGUCGUUCCCGCCACUGUGUUCCUGGCGUGGCUGGAGGACAUGUACGACGCAGACGAGGUCGUGCUGGACGCUCACCACUUGCGGCGCGGCCGCAUGGUGCAGGUGUUUCGGCCUGACGGCAGCGACCUCUUCGUCUGCCGUCCGCAGCAGCAGCGGAGGAGGCCGAGGAAAACGGAGCGCUCCGUGGAGCCUGACGUCCUCUGGGUGCGGCGGGAGGGCGGCGCGGCGCGGGCCAGGCCCAUGACGGUGCUGCUGGACACCGGCGCCCAAGGCUUCCACGUGUCUGAAAGACGCCGCAAGCUGCUCCUCGCAAGCAGGAAAGGCCGCAGGCCGCCCAAGCGCGUCGUGCUGGACUUGGGCGACGGCUGCCGCGUGAACGCCGCGCCGCUGGAGGAGGUGGCCUCCAACGACCAUGACUUUGUCAUGGGCGUCUCCCUCCUGUGCAAGUACGGCGCCGUGCUGGACCACGCCCGCCACACGCUCGCCUUCAAGACCGGCUCCCAGUGGCGGGAGGUCAGCACACAAGGCCCUCAGCAGGGGGUGGUCAGCGCACAAAGGUUCCACUAAGCAGCUCGUCGGGAACAAGGUGGUGGAGGCGAGAAAAGCGUGUGAGGAUAACAGUUACAUGGCACACUAAACACCAAGCCAGCACCUAGGCUCACAGGGAAGGGUGUGGCCAACACACCUCCAAGUAAAGGAGAGAUUUAUGUUCAUGGACGGUGAGCUUAGGUGUGGUUAAGUUUACAGGAGCUGCCUUGAAUAAGCCCACCGGCCUUGCAGACUCCUUAUGUUCUUCUUUUCUCUAUCUCUCUAUCUCUCUCCAUCUACCUCUAAUACUUUUCAGGUGUACAUUAAGAGAGUUUCCGGAGACUAGGAGGCUGUGUCUGAGGGAACACUAAUGUCUUUGGGGGUUGACCCAACAAGUCCAUAUUUCUUUGAACAUGUUGACUGACCACUAAACGCACAGCGGACAAGACUUUUCUUGUCAAGGUCCUUUGCUUUUUACCAACUCAGCGUGAAUUAGCCACAAAGCAAUUCCUCGUGAGUGAAACAACGGCACCCAAGCUGUUUUUGUAAUCUUUUCUCUUAAUUUCCUCGAUGAUGCAACAUUGCGGCGGAACUUAGGAGUCAAAAGACUGCCCGUAAGAGGAGGGGAGUUGAUGAGACGAAUAGCCUUAGACUCCACUCUGUCCAAGAGAGCAAGAGAGCCGUAGCUGAGUCGACAGAGUGACGGCGCCGCGUUCAGGAGGACGCGAGU
This is a messenger RNA of Eriocheir sinensis (Chinese mitten crab), 2061 nucleotides long. RefSeq lists its product as uncharacterized. The transcript is spliced from 2 exons. NCBI's taxonomy places the organism in Eukaryota, Metazoa, Arthropoda, Malacostraca, Decapoda, Varunidae. The coding region runs from base 384 to 1370 and encodes 328 amino acids. The record is from RefSeq and is a predicted model, not a curated record.